CGCUCUGAGGAGGCCAACUGUGUUGUUUUGUAAGCCUAUAUAUGAUCUCUGCAUUCUGCGCCAUACUCUGAGACUCGGCAGUUGAGAGCGAUACAGUUGAGAAGAAAAAUUUCUGGGGCGCGGUCUUAUCUUUCUGGAGCUACUGAUUUCCAUCAUUGCAGGAGGGAUUUGGCGUUAAGCAAGAAAGGUUGAUGUAUUGGUUGAAGGACAGAAUGGAAGCAAAACCUGAGAAUGUCCUUAUUAAAGAAGAGAAUGUGGAGAAGGAAAAACUUCAUUUCGAAAUGGAGAGCGAAAUUAAAAAGUCUGAUAAAGCCGAAGAAAAGAUGAAAGUGGAACUUAAACUUGAGAGCAAGUUAGUAGAGAAAGACAAGCCAAAACACAAGGAAGAGAAACACGAGAAAGAUGAAAAGAAAUCAAAGAGUGAAGAGGGAGGUAAACAGGAUGAAGGUUCCCACAAUAAAAAAAAGCAUGAAAAGGAGAAGAGUGCUAAGGAUGAAGAGCAUGUAAUGGAGAAGGGAAAAGAUAAGGACAAUAAAGAGAAGAAGAAGAAGAAGAAGGAGAAGACUGAGGAGCAAUCUGAUGAAGAGAUACCUAAAAAGGAGAAAAAGGAAAAGAAAGAUGAUAAGGAAGAGGGAAAAGAAAAGAAGAAGAAAGAGAAGUGCAAGGGAGAUGAGAAGGAGAAAAACAGUGAAGAGCUGGAGAGUGGAGCGGAAAAGAAGAAAAAAGAAUUGAAAUGCGGCGAGAAAGACCAAUGUAUCAACGAGGAUGAAAGGUGUAUUUCAGAAGGUAAAGAAGAGAAAAAAAAGAAGAAAAAUGAAGAGAAGGAUGAAGAAAAGAAGAAAGACAAGAAAGAGAAGAAGAAGAAGAAAGAUGAUGAGAAGUCAGAAGACAAAGAUCUUUCUGUAGAAUCUAAUGAAGAAAAAGAGGGAGAGGAAAAUGAGGGAAAAGGAAGUAAAAAAGAGAAGGAAAAGAAGAAAGAUAAGGAGAAGAAACACAAGGAGAAGAAGAAGGAUAUAGAAGUUGACACCGAAGGGGAAAAGGAGUUAUAUGGAGAGUCUAAUGAUGAGGCUGAGGGUGAGAAGAAAAGCAAAGCGAAGGGCAAGACGAAAGGUGAAGAAAAGAAACACAAGGACAAGGAAGAGAAGAAGAAUAAAGAAAAGGUGGCUGUAGAUGACGCUUCAGGAGGAGAAGCCAGUGAAGAAGCUGAAAAAGAGAAGGAGAAGAAGAAAGACAAGAAGAAAGAUAAGGAGAAGAAACACAAGGAGAAGAAGAAGGAUAUAGAAGUUGACACCAAAGGGGAAAAGGAGUUAUAUGGAGAGUCUAAUGAUGAGGCUGAGGGUGAGAAGAAAAGCAAAGCGAAGGGCAAGACGAAAGGUGAAGAAAAGAAACACAAGGACAAGGAAGAGAAGAAGAAUAAAGAAAAGGUGGCUGUAGAUGACGCUUCAGGAGGAGAAGCCAGUGAAGAAGCUGAAAAAGAGAAGGAGAAGAAGAAAGACAAGAAGAAAAAACAUGAUAAGGACAAGAAAGAGAAGAAAAGCAAGGAAAUGAAAUCCAAAGGGAAAGAAGAUGAGGAGAAGGGUGAAGGGGAAAAUGAUAAAAGAGAGAAAGAGAAGAAAUGUAACAAGAAUGAGGAUGAUCAAGCUAAAAAACAGAGUGAAGCUGAUGCCAUGUCUAGGGAGAUUCAAGUGGAUGGAAAUGGCAAAAUAUCUGAAGUUGGAGCUGGAAAUGAACACAUAGACAAGGCAGAGUUUUGUAAGGAUGAAGAAGACAGACAGAAGAAGAAAAUGAAGGAUGAGAAGAAAAGAAAACUCGAGGAGAAGUACAGUGCCAAAGAUCUUGACAAGCUGAAAAAGAAGUUAGAGAAGAUCAAUGGCAAAAUAGAAAGUCUCCUAGAUAAAAAAGCUGACAUCAUGAGACUGAUAAAAGAAGCUGGGGUAAAGAACUCUGAUCAUGCUAUGGUGACCAAAGAUGCAGCAGAGGAUGAAGCCAAAGACAAGGUGGCAGCAGCUGAUGUAGCUUAGUAUCGCGCUUUUGUAACAUAUAUGUCUAAAAUCACUUGAAUUUUACAUAUCCUCAUUAUCUGUACUUGAUGUUAUAGUUGUGAGUUCACGUCUAAUUAUCUUAGGUCUCCCUUGGUCAUUUGGAAAUGAAAAUGCUUAUGUAUCCUAAUAAUGUCUUGUAGUAAAAGACACAUUUACACCGACUACAGU
Molecule: messenger RNA, 2210 nt
Organism: Sesamum indicum (sesame)
Lineage: Eukaryota; Viridiplantae; Streptophyta; Magnoliopsida; Lamiales; Pedaliaceae
Source: RefSeq, a predicted model, not a curated record